AUGUAUUUUACGAAGAAAUUAAGAAAUAAGGAAACCCAUAAUAUACACACACUUUUGAAUAUGCAUUUAAAAAAUAAUAUAAUAAAAAAAAAAUAUCACUGUUUUAAGGAUAUUAAUAAGCAUAUAUAUAUAGUUAAAAUAAUUUUUAAGUUUAUUAAUAAUAAUGAUGAUGAUAAUUUUUAUAAUGUUAUAAAAGUUAUUUUAAAUAAACAUAUUGUUAAAUAUAUUUAUAAACUUUUAAAAUUUGUGUGUAAAGUUUUGUACCUAAGUAAGUGUAAAAAAAAAUGUUGUUUCCAUUUAAAGUCACAAUUUGAGGGAUAUUAUAUCAAAAAAAAUAAUUUUGCAAAAUAUUCAUUAAUAAAAACAUAUUUAAUAAAUAUAUACUAUAAUGUUUUUAAAAAUUUAUGUAUUAUUCUUACGAAACAUAAAAAUAGUUUAAGACAAAAUGGCUACCUACUUUUCAAAGGAAACAACAAUAAUGAAUAUGACAAUGAUAAUUAUAAAACUAACAAAUUUAGUGAUAACAACAGGUAUAUCAUAUAUAGUCACAAAAAUGAUGAAAAUAUACGACGAAUCUUUUUAAAAAUUUUAAAAAAAAAAAUUGAUUCAUAUGGGAAUAUAACUAGUAGACAAAAUUAUAAUACCAAAACUUGGCUUUUAAAAAGUGAGAAAAAUGGAGCAAAUAAUUAUAAACAGCUCUUUCGAGUUAUUUUGAUUUUCUUUAAAUAUAAUCCUUCCUAUUAUUUAAAUAAAAUAUUGUCAGAAAAAAGGAAAAAAAAAAUAAAAUAUUUUACUAAUUUAACAAAUGAUAUUAUUACAGGCUCUGGGUUGUCUCAUAAAAGUUGUGUUUUUCAAAAAAUAAAUAAGAGUAAUUUUAUAUGUGAUAAUAAUAUUUUUAAAAAUAAAUUAUCAAAGAAUAAUAUAUUUCAUAGAGAUAAAUGUAUUUGUUUUUAUAAAAAAGAUAAAGAGGAUGGAAAUAUUAACUAUAUAACUAUAAAAAAAGAUAGCCAUAGUAAAAAGAACAUUCGAAGAAUAAAUUUAUGCUCUUUUAAAGAUCGUGAUUGUCUUAAAAAAAUAAAAAUAAAAAAUAAUAAUAAUAAUAAAAUAAAAAAUAAUAAUAAUAAAAUAAACAGAACGAAGAAGUAUAUAAAAAUUAAAAAAAACAAUGUAAAAAAUGUUUAUUGUAAAGAUCAAAUUAUAUUAUCUUUAUGCAAAUAUUUGAACUUCCUAAGAAUUAUAUUUUAUAUUUUUUCAUUUAAAAAACGGAACAAAACUAUUUGUUCUAGCUAUAAUAAAAUUGUAAAAAAAGAAUUUAUUAAUUUUAUUUUCAAAAAAAAAACCCAAAAUAUCCAUUUUAUAUUUAAUAUUAAUAAUAGCUCUCUUUUUAACUUACUAAAAAAAAAUAAUUUUGUUUUUAAAAAUAUGAUUCGUUUUGAAAAGCAACCUAUAAAAGUUUGUGCUAUUAAGUUAAAGAUAAAAAAUGAUAUUCCAUUAUUUUAUGCAUUUCGAAAAAAACAAUAUAAUAAUUUAAGAGAGUUCUUAAAUUUUGAAAAAAAAACAUUUUACUCACAAAAUGUGUGUUGUCUAUUUUUUUUUUUAUAUCAAUUUGUUAAGAGAAAACAAAAAAUAAUUUUUAAAAUUUGUUCAAAAGUUAAAGACAUUAUUUCAAAUAUUAAGAAUGAAAAUUAUAUUAACAUUUUAAAAAACUUAUUAAUAUUAAAAAAUUUUCUAUAUUAUCAUAAAAGUCUAUUUGAGCAUGUUUUAAGAAUAUUGGAAAAUUAUCAUAACCGGAUUUUUAUUUAUGAUUCAUUUUGUUACGAAACCAAUUUUAAUGAGAAAAAUACAAGAUAUCAUCAAACAGGCAAGAAAACUGAAAAAAGCAAUAAGGGAAUAAAUUCCAAAUGUGUGCAAAUUAUUUCUUCAGACAUAUUACAAUGUAAACAAUGUACAUAUUUUAAUAAAGAAAAGUCAUCAAUGCAUUUCUACGAAAUGGGUAUUGAUGCUUAUAUUAAGGUCGGUUUAUUAUUCACGCAGUUAUUUUUGUAUAUUUUUUCUUUAUAUAUAAAUGUUUUGUUAAAAAGCUUGCUAAAAUAUAAAUCAAAUGUAAAAAAAAAAUACAUACUUAUGAAAAUUAUAAUUAUAAACAAAUACGGAAUUUUGGAGACAAAACAUGGUAUUAAUGGGGUGAUAACAAAUUUGAAAAAAUUCAUCAAAAUGAAAAAAAAAAAGAAAAAAGAAAUGAAAAAAAAAAAGAACGAUAAUUUUUUUUACAGAUCAAACAUUUUGUCUUUAAUUUAUUAUAUUAUAAAAACAUGGAAAGUUUUGAUUAAUCUAUCAGAUAUGUAUAAUUACAACAUAAAGUAUAACAAUAAUAUGAAAAUGAUUCUAAUAAAUUUUAUAUUAAUGUUAUUAAGAGAUAUGAAUAAUUUUUUUAUAAAAAACAAUAAAUGUUUUAUUAAAGAUAAUAAAAAAUAUUCAUCAAAAAAAUGGACAUAUUACAAAAUGAGGGAAGAAAAUAUGUAUUAUAUAUUGGGAAAUCACCUAAUAUAUAUGUUUUUUAAAAAAAAAUUUCUUUAUUUUUUUGAAUCAUUUAUUUUUUAUAUUUCAAAAUAUUAUAAUAAUGUGUCUAAUAAAACCAAAUUAGAGAACCUAUCGAAUGAAAUUAUACAUAAAAUAAUUUAUCAAAGUAAGGAAAAAGAUACUACAUUAAUUUACAAAUAUUUUAAGUUUGAUGAAACAGUUUUAAAAUUUUAUUCAAAUUUUAUAAACUAUAUAAUAAAAAAUAAAAAAAUAAAAGAAAGAAAUUGUAUACAGAACAAAAUCGAGUUUCUUUCCUUUGACCACACAAUAUAUACCUUAUUUUAUAGAAUGACAUAUUUUAGAAAAUUUAUAAUAAAUUCAAAAAAUAAAUUAUACAUAAGAAUGAUAAAUAAAUAUUAUUUGCUUUUAAUUAUAUUAAUAUGUUACAAAGGAAAAAAAGAAAAAAAUAUUUCAAAAUUUAUGACAAUUUUUUUAAAAAUACUUGUCUUAUUGUCGGAGCAAAAAAAUAUUGUUUUGCAACUCUAUUUUUAUAAAAUUAAAAUUUUAGAAUUUUUGUUACAUUGUAUUAAAGGUGGAUCUUUUGAAAUAAGAAAAAAGGAGAAGGAAAAAAGGGGAAAAAAUGGAAAAAAUGGGAUAUCCAAAAGUAAUAAAAUAAACUCCAUUAUUAGUGCUAAUAAAAAAAGACAGUCUACAAAUAAGGUUGCUUGUGAUAUGGUUUGUCAAAAAUAUGUUGAUAAAAAUAGUACUAAAAUAUAUAUUUCUUCUAAUUCGAAUAAUAACACAAAUUCUCAAUAUAAUAAACAUGAUAAGAAAACAAUUUUGGGAAAAAAUAUUAUACCUCCAUUAUGUUUAGACAAAAUUAUAAAAUCUUCUAAUUCUUUUGUUAAUUGUGUAUCCUAUGCAUAUGAUGAAAAUUUUAAUAUUUUUUCAGAUGAAAUAUCAUCAAAAAUAAUCAAGUAUGAAUUUGGAAAAUAUAUAGAUAAAACUAAAUAUUCGAAAAAUAUUUCUACAAAUAAGUUAAUAUUAACAAGUGAAGAAUAUUAUGGAAAUAAAAAUUUGAAACCCAAUUUUCAUAAAAUGGAAGGGAAAUACUUAAAAUAUGAAAGUUAUAAUUUAAUUGAUCAAAUUAAAUAUAAAAAACGAUAUAAAGAUAAAUUAAAUGAUAAAAUUAUUUCCGUUAAGGCAUGGGUUAUUCUAUUAAUUUUUUCCUUAAUAACGUCAUACAAUAAAAAAUGCCUUAACGAUUUAUAUUUUAAUGAAAAUUAUUAUGAUGAAUAUCAAAAUAUAAAUAAAAAGAUUGAAAAAAAAGUGUUUAAAAAAAAUAAAAAAAUAAAAAAAAUGCUAAAAAUAUGGUUAAAAAUAUUUGAUAAAUAUUUCUCUUUUUCUGAGUUAAUUAAUUCAGAGCAUUUACCCAUCAUACAAAUUAUUCAAUCUUUCAUAAAUAGUAUUAACCAUAUUAGGAAAAAAAAAAAUAGUAAUAUUAAAAAAAAAAAAAUUAUUGAAAAUAUAAAAAACAAAAUAAAGAAAUAUUUUAUCAAUGAUCAAGUAAAAUCAAUACUCUACAAUUUGUCUGUUGUAAAAAAUUUAAAAAAUAUAACAUUCUUAAAAAAAAUAAAUGAGCAUGGUAAUGGGAAAAUAUUUUUAUGUUCUCAUAAUAUAUUUAAUAAUACUUUUUUUAUAAUAAAAUUAAUAGAUAUAGCUAACAAUAUAAAUGAAAAUUAUAUUUUUAAAAAUAUUUUUAAUGAAAUUAAAUGUCUUCUCACUUUUCAAAACUCAAAAAAAGGGGUAUGCCAAAUGUAUAGUUAUGGAAUUAUUCCAAAUUUUAAUAAUAAUGGUUUUACCUAUUAUUUGCUUAUGAAAUAUUAUGAAGGCAAUUUAAAGGAUCUAAUGAAUUAUGCACACAUAAGUUAUUUAAAAGAGAUAAAAAAAAUUCGAGAAAGUGCAAAGCGUUUUUUUUUACCGACUGUGUGUAAGAAAAGAAUAGAAGAAAUCAUUUUAAAUUUUAGAAUAGCAAAAAUCACUAAAAAAUUCACUAAAAAACACACAAAAAGGUAUAAAGGGAAUUUUAUAUUUUGCUACAAAUAUCUAUGUAGAUAUACUAAUGUACAUUCUUGUUAUACUAUGAUAUUAAAAAAUCGAAUUUUUAUAAAAAUAAUUCAGUUGAAAUUUAUUUUAUUUAUUUUAAAUAUUUUUAUUCAAAUAAUAGAACAAAUUAUUUAUAUACAUAAAAAAAAAAUCAUUCAUUUUGAUAUUAAUACAUGCAAUAUUUUGAUCAAUUUUAAAAAAACAUACCCAUUAUUAAUGUGUAAAAAAUAUAAAGUAAAAAAAAAUAACUAUAUUAAUCAUGGUAAUACUAAGGAGACUCUUAAAAAUAUUCAAUCUCAAAUAGUUAUGGGAAAUCAUUUUGUAGAAAAUGAAAUAAAAAUAAAUUUAGACGUCAUUUCCUCUUCAUAUCAAAUUAAUAACUCAAGCUAUAAAAAACAAAAUAAAUUUUAUAAUAAUUUUGACAUAUCAAUGGGUAGUUUUAAUUAUAGACAAUAUUUUAAGAGCAUAAUGAAAAAAAAAGAUUGUCAACACAUAGUUAUUCCAUCAAUAGUUAUAAGCGAUUUUGGAGAAAGUAAGUUUUUUUUAAGAGAUACAGAUUUUAUUUUUUUCAGAAAAAAUCGAGGAAAUGAAAUAUUAGCAGCCCCCGAACUUUUUAUCAACAAAAAUAAAUAUAUAUAUUCAAAAAAUAAGUACAAAAUUGAAAAAAAAAAUGGAAAAGAAGAUACUGAAAUAAAAGCAAGAAAAAAAAUUCAAGGUAGUUUCUACUUUGAAAAUACUCCAAAAAAUCUCAUUUUUCAAAACGAACAAAAUGAAAUGAACUAUUUUUAUACUACUAUUUAUUUUGAAAAUAAUUAUAAAUUUUCAUGUUUAAAUACAAAAAAUAACAAAAUAGGUAUACUUCGUUACAAUAAUAUAAAUGUGAAAAAAGGUUUAAGAAAACAUUCAAUUGUAUCAUUCAAAUUUUAUAAAUGUUUAAAAAAAAUAAAAAUGUUGAUAAAAAAAAAAUUGGAAAAUCAGAAAAAAUUUCAAAAAAAAAAAAUAAAUAUGUCUAAAAGUGACAUAUGGUCAUUAGGAUCUUUAUUAUACGAAAUGAUUACUAAUGAAAAUUUGUUCAAUUAUUAUAAUUUUAUUUAUAUAAAGAUUUACGAAAAAAACGAAUUGUUAAAUGAACUUAUUAAUAAGAAAAUUAAAACACGAUUCAAGGAAUUGAAAUAUUUUUUUAAUUUUUUUUUCCAAUUUGAUUUAAAAAAGAGAAAAGAUAUUUAUGAGAUAUAUCAGGAAAGUGUUAAAAUCUACAAUUUUUACUCCAAUAAAUUAAAAAAUAAAGAAAAAAUAUUAAAAAAACAUAAUUUUAAUAUGAAUUAG
This is a messenger RNA of Plasmodium yoelii, 5952 nucleotides long. RefSeq names its product protein kinase, putative. The transcript has a single exon. Gene Ontology annotation, molecular function: protein kinase activity; ATP binding. Bases 1 to 5952 code for a protein of 1983 amino acids. The record is from RefSeq and is a predicted model, not a curated record. NCBI's taxonomy places the organism in Eukaryota, Apicomplexa, Aconoidasida, Haemosporida, Plasmodiidae. Gene Ontology annotation, biological process: protein phosphorylation.